Corythoichthys intestinalis (scribbled pipefish) is the source of this 3834-nucleotide messenger RNA. Its product is annotated as inositol hexakisphosphate kinase 2-like. Gene Ontology annotation, biological process: phosphatidylinositol phosphate biosynthetic process; inositol phosphate biosynthetic process. Bases 425 to 1897 code for a protein of 490 amino acids. Gene Ontology annotation, molecular function: inositol hexakisphosphate kinase activity. The record is from RefSeq and is a predicted model, not a curated record. The transcript has 5 exons. NCBI's taxonomy places the organism in Eukaryota, Metazoa, Chordata, Actinopteri, Syngnathiformes, Syngnathidae. Gene Ontology annotation, cellular component: nucleus; cytoplasm.
AGCUUUCAAGUGGUGAGCACAGCCUUUGCUGUCAGAGAGCCUUCAUCCUUCCUCGGAGUCUCAAACGUGAUCAGUCCGCUUAUUAAUCUCUCUUUCAUGCCAUACAAGAAGAGGAAGCAACCAAGAAUUUAUAGUUAAUAAAAUCUGAGCAGUUUUAUCCUGUUCUCAUCUACUUCCACCUCCUCGUUUUAUUUUGAUGAGCAUCAUUCUCGACUGCUCAAGAGAAGCAGGUCAUCUGCACGGCAACGGCCUCAGGAGACAAUAACGCUACCUAGCCUGCAUAACCAUCCACAGGACUGCGCCGUUUCUGUGCACAUCCGCAGUGCGUGAGUGCACCGUGUGCACGUCGCAGCCCCCCACCGCAUUGUUUGUGCGUGCGUGAGGAGGCUAAUGCCCGCCGAAGUGUGGUCAGGGCCCGAGGAGGAUGAGUCCGGCUAUCGAGGCUCAGGCCCAGCGAGCCAAGGAUGCAGAGAUCCAGAAGCAGAAGAUGCAGCAGCAACAGCAGCACCCGCAGUGCUACAUGGACAAAGGGGUCAUACUUGAGCCCUUCAUCCACCAGGUGGGGGGGCAUUCCUGCGUCCUACGCUUUGGAGAGCAGACCAUCUGCAAGCCUCUCAUCCCCCGCGAGCAUCAGUUCUACAAGAGUCUACCUGCUGAGAUGAGAAGGUUCACUCCCCAGUACAGAGGUGUAGUGUCUGUAAGCUUUGAGGAGGAUGAAGAAGGGAACCUCUGCCUCAUCGCAUACCCCCUCCACAGCGACCCGGCGGCUGACUUGGAGAACAAGGACCCCUCGACCGAUAGCGAGCCAAAGAGCAAGAUGCUAAAGUGGGGCAAUGUCGUGACAUCCUCGCCGCUUGUGGAAAGUGAAAACCUCAGCAAAGAGGGACGAAGCCGCCACUCACGCAAAGACAAGAGUGUUCUCAAGCUACAGGAAGACAUGGAAUUGGAGUGGCUUCAGCAGGCUGAGGUUCUGUACUACCGCCUGGAGCGCAGCCACAGUAAUGCUGUCCCGCAGCUCAAACACAACCCUUGGAGCCUCAAGUGUCACCAGCAGCACCUGCAAAGGAUGAAGGACAACGCCAAGCACCGCAAUCAACACAAAUUUAUCCUGUUGGAGAACCUCACGUGGCAGCACACUGUGCCAUGCGUGUUGGACUUAAAGAUGGGCACGCGCCAGCACGGAGAUGACGCCUCAGAAGAGAAAAAGGCCGUUCAGAUCCGCAAGUGCCAGCAGAGCACUUCGGCGUCGAUAGGAGUUCGACUGUGCGGCAUGCAGGUGUAUCAGUCUGACACGGACCAACUGAUGUUCAUGAACAAGUACCACGGCCGUAAACUCACCCUGUCAGACUUCAAGGAAGCUUUGGUCCAGUUCUUCCAUAGUGGACGGCGCCUGCGUCACGAACUGCUGUCUCCGGUGCUGCGCCGGCUCCGGGACAUGCAGGCCGCUCUCGAGGCCUGCGAAUCAUACCGCUUCUACUCCAGCUCUCUACUCAUCAUCUACGAUGGAGCCCCCCACCGAAAGCACACGCGCCGACGCACCGAGGGCGGGCUCUCUGAAGAAGACGAAGAGGAAGAGGAUGAAGAGGAUGAUGUUGCGGAAGCAGAAGCGGAUGAGGAGGAAGACAUAGGGGUAGCGGGUGCACUCGGUUUUCCCCAUGGUCCUUCCAUUUCUGCCGAGGACAGCAUCAGUUAUACCAGUAGCGGCAGCGGCUGCCCGUCCCGCAUGGCUCCACGCAGCCCAGUAGUGGAUGUGCGGAUGAUAGACUUUGCCCACACCACCUGCAGACAUUACCGCGAGGACAGCGUGGUCCAUGAGGGCCAGGAUACGGGAUACAUCUUUGGCCUGCAGAAUCUGAUCAACAUUAUCUCCGAGCUGGAGAACCACAGUUCGGGCUAGGUGCUCAAUGCUUUGGGAGAAGCUCGCCAGUCACCAAUGCUGUGUUCAGAAUCAUUCUCUAUCCAGAUGACUAUUUCGCAGUGCUAUUCAAAUAUGUAGUGAGAGUAUACUCAUGAAGGGUUUCUGAAUCUGAGCUAGGGCACAUAAUGUUAGCCUGAUAGCAUAACAAUCUAAGCAUUUUUGGAACAUUUCUGAAAACAAGGGGAAAGAAACGUAUUAAACAGGCGCUAAGGCGAUGUUCAUACUGCAGGUCUUAAUUCACAAUUCCGAAAUUUUAUCAUAUCUGUUUUUUUGGGAUGCCUGUUCAGACUGCCUUUGUCAAUUGAGCUCAUUCAAGUAUUAUGCAUGCGCAGUCAUUCGCAGUCCGACACAUGCGCAGAAACAUCAAAACAAGUAACUACACAUGCUGGCAUUCCAGGGUGAUCAUAUUUCGAUUUUCAAAAAGAGGACACAAAUAACACAAAUAAUGAUCCCCGUUUAGUCUUGUAUACAAAGUUUAUAUGGAUUGAUAGAACGCAUACACGCACUGUGCGUGCAUGACGCCCUGAGUCGGCCAUGUAAGCAAUAUUGAAAUAUUGCUCAUUUGGUGCACAGAAAGAAAAUCUAGCAUUAUCAGGCUUAUCCUUUUCUUGAUUUUAUUUUAUUUUUAUGACUGUGGUCAAGCCCGCCUCCUGUGUAAUAGCCGAAAUCAAGUUAGGCGCUAACACUAAUGCACAGCUACAUCGCUGCCAUCCUGCCUGCCACUCUUGCUCUUUACUGACGUAAUUGCCGCAUGAAUUUGGGAGACUUGACAGUUCAGAUCGCCGCAAAAUUCUGGGAAAUUUGGCACACAUCGGAUCUAAACCACAUACGAAAGUGACCCAGAUCGGAUAUGAGAUUGUCCAGUUCUAUGCGACUUGGCACAUUUAGACCAUCAAGACUUGAGUCGGAAAAACACGAAAAAUCGGAUUUGUGCAGUAUGAACCAAGAAGUAUGCAGUAUGCAGAAGUAAGCAGUAUGAACCAACCAUUCUUAUGAACUAAGAAUCCAGUUGCCUCGACCCAACAUUGGCAGAUUAUCAUGAUCUGGAUGACAGUAAAUCGUCAAACACAUAUAGAAAAUAACAUUUCUUUUGCAAUUAUAUUGGAAUUUUUAAUUGAUAUAUUGUGUAAGUAAAUUCAAAAUUACUUAAGUAAUACUGCUUUUUUGUGUAAUAUUUUAAGACCAAAAAAAGGCAUCAAUACAUAAGUUGCUUAUGUACCUUGCGCUAUCUAGUGGCGACCAUUUUAUUUCUUCGGCCUGUCAUCAUACAUCACUGGCAAGUGAGCAAAUUGGAUCAUUUUAAAUGGCACACACAAAUACGUGUAUGUUGUGCCCUCACCUAGUAGAAAUGAUUACGAAUACAGCAUAUGUCUGAACGUUCAAUGCUAACUGGACUACACUAGCAAGGUCCCCUUCUUGUUUGUUGGUGCUUCGCUAUGUUUUGUCCCGUUGUCCGUUGUUGGGUUUGCGUAACACAGCAGAUGUCGCAUUUGUCCUUGCGCUUUAACAAGACUCAAAAAAGGCGGACUUGCAAAAGAAUGCUAGAGAAUUGUUUCCAUUUCCAAAGAGAGCCUAAAGACUUUUGCACACAAACUGUACAUGCACUCAAACAGCUGUGGUGAGUGUGUGUCGAGACAAGCUUAUGAGUUCUACUGUAUUUGUAUGCAAAGAGAAGACUACAAAGACUAUAUUGAUAAAUAUCAGAGAAAGAAGUGAGAGACUUAUUUAUUUAUUAGACAAGUCCCAUUGAAUAAGCAAUUUCUUCAAAAGUAUAAAGGGAGAGUACUACAUUCCAUGUUAUUACAAUAAUGAUAUUCAUUAGUAUUGUUACAUGACAUGUUUGGAUACAUCAUUGUUGCAUAUCUGUUUGUUUGUUUUGUCGAUGGGAAAGAAUUAAAGUCUUUGGUUUGUGCUAA